AUGUGCGGCAAAAAUCGUGGCUUAAAGCCAGGCCAAAAUGCGCUUGAGGAGCGAGGGCACUGGGGAAGCAAGGUGGAGUUUCUUCUGGCUGUUGCUGGGAACAUUGUGGGCCUGGGCAAUGUGUGGAGGUUUCCGUAUUUGUGCUACAAAAACGGUGGAGGUGCAUUCCUGGUGCCAUAUCUGGUGUUUCUGGUGACGUGUGGUGUUCCGCUCUUCCUUUUGGAGACCACCAUGGGCCAGCACACCCAAGAGGGGGGCAUCAGCUGCUGGAGGAAGAUUUGCCCCCUGGCUGAAGGUAUCGGCUACGGCGGGCAGCUCAUCCUGUUUUACAGCUGCACGACCUACAUCAUUAUUCUGUCCUGGGCUCUCUUCUACCUGGUGUUCUCCUUCAACUCCACGCUGCCCUGGAGCACCUGCGACAACUACUGGAAUACAGUUGAUUGUGUCGAUGUUACAAUAAGGAACCACACCAAAGGAACCUCGGCAGCAACAGAAUUCUGGGAACGUCGAGUGUUGAAAAUCUCUGGAGGUAUUGAGGAGAUUGGCAGCAUCAGGUGGGAGGUGCUUCUCUGCCUCCUGGCUAUGUGGGUCAUUUGUUACUUCUGCAUCUGGAAAGGGGUGAAAUCAACUGGAAAGGUGGUGUAUUUUACUGCUACUUUCCCUUACGCGAUGCUCCUAGCCCUUUUGAUCCGGGGACUCACUCUUCCGGGAGCCAGACAAGGAGUGGAGUUCUACCUUCUGCCCGACCUGUCGCGACUCACAGACUCUCAAGUGUGGAUGGACGCCAUCUCGCAGCUCUUCUUCUCAUACAGCAUCGGUGUGGGCACCCUGGCUGUACUGGGUAGCUACAACACCCACAGCAACAAUUGCUACAAGGACUGCUUUUGGCUGUGUUUGCUCAACAGUUGCACCAGUGUGGUAGCUGGCUUUGCUGUCUUCUCGGUGCUGGGAUUCAUGGCUCAUGAGCAUGGCGUUACUAUCGCAGAUGUGGCUGAGUCAGGUCCAGGCUUGGCGUUCAUCGCCUACCCUCAGGCGGUGGCCAUGAUGCCGCUGCCUCAAGUGUGGUCAAUCUGCUUCUUCGUCAUGAUCAUCCUCCUGGGCUUGGACACACAGUUUGUCAGCAUGGAGGUGGUAAUGACGUCUUUCUCAGACAUAUUUCCCACAGUGAUGCGUCGCGUGGGCAGGCGAGAAGCUUUCCUCCUGCUCUUCUGCCUCACGUGUUUCUUCUCGCAGCUCGUCAUGAUCACCGAGGGAGGAAUGUACAUCUUCCAGAUGUUUGACUACUAUGCUUGCAAUGGAACCUGCAUCCUCUUUCUCUGUGUGUUUGAAAGCUUGGCAGUGGGCUGGAUAUUUGGAGCAGAGCGGCUGCGCGGCAUCAUAGCGGACAUGACAGGCGAGCGGGCCAGCCCGUUCUUCAAAAUCUGCUGGCUUUACCUGACCCCCUUGAUUUCACUGGGCUCCUUUAUAUAUUCUCUAGUUGAAUACCAGCCACUGACAUUCAACCGCCGGUACGUGUACCCCACCUGGGCCUACUUGUUGGGCUGGAUGAUGGUUCUCUCCUCCAUCCUGCUGGUACCGGGCUGGGCGCUGUACAAGCUGAGCACCACCACAGGGAAUCUCAGUCAGCGUCUCCAUCGCCUGUGCUGGCCCACGCCGCCUGACUGCUCGCUGACCCUAAAGACAGAGACAGCGCUGCAACACAUCACUGAAGAGGCUCUUGAAUGA
Phycodurus eques (leafy seadragon) is the source of this 1725-nucleotide messenger RNA. RefSeq names its product sodium- and chloride-dependent GABA transporter 2-like. NCBI's taxonomy places the organism in Eukaryota, Metazoa, Chordata, Actinopteri, Syngnathiformes, Syngnathidae. The coding region runs from base 1 to 1725 and encodes 574 amino acids. The record is from RefSeq and is a predicted model, not a curated record. Gene Ontology annotation, biological process: sodium ion transmembrane transport. The transcript is spliced from 14 exons. Gene Ontology annotation, cellular component: membrane.